Harpegnathos saltator (Jerdon's jumping ant) is the source of this 2342-nucleotide messenger RNA. RefSeq names its product prion-like-(Q/N-rich) domain-bearing protein 25. Lineage: Eukaryota; Metazoa; Arthropoda; Insecta; Hymenoptera; Formicidae. The coding region runs from base 24 to 1922 and encodes 632 amino acids. The transcript has 13 exons. The record is from RefSeq and is a predicted model, not a curated record.
AGUAAUACUCGUAAGUCACGAAGAUGCGGCAAACUCGUCAAGUAGUGUACGUUCUACUCUACCUGCAAUUCUUUAUUCGCGACGUCUUCACACUGGACGUUGACGUUCUCUCGAAAGAAUACGGAAGCGUUAUAGAUGACAUCGCACAAAUCAGCAAAUGGGAAUGCGAGUCCGAUAAUGAGUGUACAGCGACCGGUAGUACGUGCAACAAUCGCGAGUGUCAGUGCGCACUUGGAAACAUCUAUAAUUCCAACAUGACAGCCUGCGUCAAAGUUGCCACCAGACUGCACGAUCAGUGCGAGGACACGGUGCAGUGCUCGGCUUAUCUCCUCGGUGGCGCUGAAUGCGUUGACAAUAUUUGCGUAUGCGGACCCGGUUACUAUUAUCUGCACGGCAGAUGCAACCGAUACGUAGGCCUGUCGGAGAGAUGCGAGCGAAGCGUCGACUGCUACGUGAAUGCCGAUUUCGAGGCGAGCACUUGCAACGAGAACACUUGCGAGUGUAGCCCAGGCUUCUAUCGGCGUGAAUACCGCACUUGUCGACGCGCAGGAAAAGCUGUCGGUGACGAAUGCACGAUAGACAUCGAUUGCACCUUCGAGAAUGCGGCCUGUAAGGACUUUGUUUGCGUCAAAAAAUUCGAAUCUAAGGAAGCCAUUGGACCUUCGGCCGACGUCGUAUCGACAACCACUGCCGCCGACAAAUCCACGGAAAUUAGGUUGGGCAGCAACUGUACGGGCGACGAGGACUGCAGCGGGCUGGGGAACGCCAUGUGCGAUGAUACCGGGAAAUGUCGUUGUGACCGUGCGCAUUUCGCACCUCACGAGCAGUGCAUACCAGAGCUGGGAGAAUCCUGUCGCAGCGACGACGCAGCCGUCAUAGAGAGGUCCGCCUGCCGAGCGGGUGUAUGGAGUUGCGCGAAUGGCACAGUCGCGUCUGAGGACAAUCGCGAGUGUCGCAAGGCGACCACGGAAUACGGCGGAGAGUGUUCCCGGAAGGAAGACUGUUACAUCCUCGGCCCGGACGCCGAGUGCGCGGACGAGAAGUGCGUAUGCAACGCGGCUUCCCAUUAUGUGAGGAGCGAGCUGUUUUGCUGGGGAAACAAAGGGAUCGGCGAGGCUUGUGUGCAGAAACGCGACUGCUACGUCGACGGUUUCAAGAACAGGCUGGUGUGCAAGGACGGCUCAUGCGGCUGUCCCGAUAACACGCACUUGAACAAGGACAAGACAGCCUGCGUAGGCAGAGCGGCAGGAGUCGGAGAGAUUUGCGAGGUGAACGAGGACUGUGCGGCGAAAAACGCGAUUUGCAAUGAGGAGCUGUGCGAAUGCAGGGAAAAUUAUUACCUGUCGAAGGACCGAUGUCUGGCAGGUCUCAAUGCUACUUGCAGGGUGGACAAGCAGUGCGCACUGGCAAACUCCGCGUGCAUUUCAGAAGUAUGUUCGUGCAAAUCGGACUACGUGCCUGUAGCUACCAACUCGUGUCUGCCAGUAUCGUCGUACGGCGAGUCUUGUUCGGAAGACAUUCAAUGUUCUGCCAAAGUGCCGGGUGCGACUUGUGCGACCAUCAAUCAAGGCAAAGAGAAGCGUAUCGCGGACUUAACGGAUACGUCAGAUGAAGAAGAGGCUGGAAAUAAGGUUUGCGCCUGUGACAAGGAAGAUCACCACAGAUACGGGAGAUGUUUCAAGAAGAAGCUUCUCAGCGAAAGCUGCACGAAUAUCGGCGAAUGUUACGUAAGCUUCAACCAGCAGACGGUGAUGUGCAUGAACGGGGAGUGCACGUGCAAUUGGGGUUACGUGAAAAUGAACAGUAGCGUCUGCUUGAAGGAUACGCGACGCGCGAACUUUCUCAACGCUGGCUGUACUUUUGUCUCGAGUGCACGGGUGCGCGCGCGCGCGCGCAUAAAAUCUUUUUAUGCGGUGGAAUAAUGUGCUCGCAAUUACGAGUCGUGAACUCGCAUGCCUGUUCGAGAACUGUGUCGCAAAUUUUGCGAUUACAAGCGCCGAUAAGCGCGUAGCUUGCAACAACGCGAGCCAUCUGGAACAAGACCUCUCGCAUAUUUUCAUGGAAAGCAGCACCUUGCCGAAUACUACCUAUAUAACACUUGUCGAACAUACAAUCUCGACACGGAAGAAAGCCGCUACCGUGAAUUCUGGUAGUGGUUUUCCGUGUACAGACCAACAAAGAUAGAGAAUAUUCCGACUCGUCAAUUAUCGUCUGACCCGCGAACAAAUACCGUACCUUUAUCGACGCAAACAAUAGUGCGCUCUUCCAUAAAUAUCGAAGUACAUUUGAUGUGGCGCUGAAGAUAAAAUGCGUGAUCGUCGGAAUAAGAAAUGCUAAGAUGC